UGAUGUGAUUAUAUACUUAAUUGCCAUUUUGAUCUUCAUCUACUUGCUGCUUGAGGCUUAGAAGAAGCCAAAAGUCAGUCAACUAUUGCCCAGAGCUUUCUACAACAACGGAAACAUCAUCAUCAUCCUCAAUAUCUUUCGACAAACCAACGAAAAUCCAAAGCCACAAACCCAAACCAAGAUGAGGCAUUUCAUUCUCUUUGCGCUGCUCCUGACGCUGGCCAACUGUGAGCCGCAGUCGCCACAUGGUGGAAAGCAGCGUCCUCUCGUCUAUGGCAAUUGGCCGCCAAAGAGCGCCAAGCAGUUGUCCCGUCCUGCGGCUGGAGGUAUAGGAGGCGUCCCUGGAAAGCAGCGCACACUCGUCGUACAGAUACGCAGCGAUCAACCCGUGCCACUGGUGCUCAAGGGUCGUCCAGGUCACCAGCACACACAUGCGACUCAUCAGCAUUUGGGCCACGCCCAUGCCGUGCAUCCACAUGUCUUGCAGCACCCCCAUUCGCACGCCCACCUACAUGGUCAUCCUCACCUCCUGCACGUGCCACAGCAUCAGCAUCAGCAUCUUCGCGGACCUCGACCCAUCAAGCUAAGUGCCCCCGUCUACCUGAAGCCCGCCAGCGCAGUGCGCAAGCCCCUCAAGAUCAAGCUGAAUAACUCGAAGCCUAAGGCGAAGCCGACCUUCGGGUAUGACAAGCCCUUCAAGUUUGAGAAACCCACGGCUGUGUCCUACAGCGAGCUGCAGAAUUUGCCGCUGGACACGCACAACAACUUCAACACUGAGCACUUUGCACCCAUUUACACGAUACCCGCACCGAAUCUGGCCGGGCACGACAAUCACUUGGAGCUGGACGAUGGAGGCCAUUUUGCCACCGCUUACCUUCCCCCACAGCACACUUCCCAGUCCCCGCCCCCCUCCGCGCGCCCACAGACAUACUUGGCACCGGGUUACAAUGUGCAUGAGGAUGAGACAAAUGACCAAACCAUCCGCGAUCCCAUUUCGGGCUCGCAGAAACUCUUUGCCCCAGAUCCAGAUCCCUCGCUGCCCACCUCAAAGAUUCGCCCCGCCACCGAGAGCUUCAAUACGCCGAGCAACAACAAGCCUCUGCCAUCAGACGUCCAGAGUAAUCAUCUUCCCGCCCAGCCACUGGUGCAGAUUGUGGGCGCCCAGGCAGCCGCCCAAACGGCUCCGGAGAUCUAUCCUAUCCAGUACGCCCAGCAGACCCAGCAGUUGCAACCCUUCCUAGCCGCUUCCAUUUCCGCCGCCCACAUUCCCCUCUACAAUCCCACCUAUCUGGUGACCCAGUCGAAUCAGCUGUACACGCAGCACAAGCAACAGCUCUUCAAGCCCAGCUCAGAGCAUGUGCUCGAGACUGGCUAUGUGAACGCGGAUCUGACCCAAGAGGUGGCGAGCAAUGGACAGAUACUGCAGGCAGCCAAGGAUCCGCAUCACAACAUUCACCCCGUGCUGGACUCGGCGCCGCAAUACGCAGCUCUGAUUGCUGCCCCGGUUCUGGGUGAGCCCGUCGAAAGUGCCUACGAGACGGCUUCCUUCCAUUUGCCUAAUGUGGCCUCGGCGGUGGAUUCCACGGCUCCGGAGGGAGGCUUUGUGGUGUCCAACUACUACGGCCAUGCGCACGAUUCCUCGCAAUUGCUGCAGGCCUAUGCAGAGGAGGAGGCCCGCCGUCAGCAGUUGGAGACCGAGCACGCAGCCCUGGAGCUGCAAAAGCAGCAGCAAUAUCACCUCGAUGAGCUCAAGGCCCAAGCGCUGGAGCAGCAGCAACAACAGCAAUUUCAUCUAGAGGAACUGAGGGCCCAUGCUCAGCGGCAGCAGGAACAACAGCAGCAGCAACAGCAGCAUCUAGAGGAACUCAGAGCACAGGCUCAAGCCCAGCAACAGCAACACCAGCAUCUGGAGGAGCUGAGGGCACAGGCUCAUGCUCAGCAUCAGCAGCAGUUGCAGUUCGAAGAGCUGAAGGCCCAGGCCGAGGAGCAGCAUUCGCAACAUCAACAGCAGCAGCAACAGUUGCAGUUGUUGCAACUGCAGCAGCAACAUCAGCAACUCCAACAGCCUGCCCAACAUCACCCGCAGCCCGCCCAGGAUCCUGCUGCAACAGCCUUCGAGGAGCAUCAGCGACUAGUGCAGCAACAGCUGGGCAGCAACACGCCACUGCGCAUCUUUGUGCCAGACGAGGAUGCCGCGUCGGAAUCGCGCCUGCAAAAACGAUCGGAUGAUCUGAAGAAAGGCACGGUGGAGGAUGUGCAGAAUCUGGGAUCGACCGACAGCGAGGCAGAGUCAGCCAAAGAUUUAUUUGAGGUCUCCACCUCCGUAGAAGUUGCCGGCGAGCAUCACAAUGCCAGCAGUACAUAGUUAUUUUUUAUUGUUAUGGCAUAGUCUUCGACGCUGUUCAAAUAUUUAUUCUACACACUCAUUUGUAUAAAUGCAUUCAUAU
Molecule: messenger RNA, 2447 nt
Organism: Drosophila obscura
Lineage: Eukaryota; Metazoa; Arthropoda; Insecta; Diptera; Drosophilidae
Exons: 4
Coding region: 182-2365 (727 amino acids)
Source: RefSeq, a predicted model, not a curated record